AGCACGGGAGUCGCUCGGGGAGGAGGGAUGCAGGGCGGGGGACGCCGAGCGGCUCUUAGCGUCCGCUUGGAGGCCGCGGGGCUCGGUGGCGGCUGUGUGGCGUUGCUUGGCGUCUCGCUCCUCACGGAAAUGCACAAUUUUGAGGAUGAGUUAACAUGUCCCAUUUGUUACAGUAUUUUUGAGGAUCCUCGUGUACUACCAUGCUCUCAUACAUUUUGUAGAAAUUGUUUGGAAAACGUUCUUCAGGCAUCUGGCAACUUUUAUAUAUGGAGACCUUUACGAAUUCCACUCAAGUGCCCGAGCUGCAGGAGUAUUAUUGAAAUUGCGUCAACUGGUAUUGAAUCUUUGCCUGUUAAUUUUGCAUUAAAGGCUAUUAUUGAAAAGUACCAGCAAGAGGACCAUCCAGAUAUUGUCACCUGCCCUGAACACUACAGGCAGCCAUUAAAUGUUUAUUGUCUACUAGAUAAAAAACUAGUUUGUGGUCAUUGCCUCACCAUAGGUCAACAUCAUGGUCAUCCUAUAGAUGAUCUUGAAAGUGCCUAUUUGAAAGAAAAGGACACGCCUCAAAAACUGCUCCUACAGUUAACUGACACACACUGGACAGAUGUUACUCGUCUUAUUGAAAAGCUAGAAGAACAAAAAUUGCAUUCUGAGAGAAUGGUCCAAGGUGAUAAGGAAAUUGUUCUACAGUAUUUUAAGGAGCUUAGUGAUACAUUAGAACAGAAAAAAAAUUUUUUCCUAACUGCUCUCUGUGAUGUUGGAAAUCUGAUUAGUCAAGAAUACACUCCACAAAUUGAAAGAAUGAAAGAAAUAAGAGCGCAGCAGCUUGAAUUAAUGACACUUACAACAUCUUUGCAAAAAGAGCCUCCACUUAAAUUUCUUGAAAAAGUUGAUGAUGUCCGUCGGCGCGUGCAGAUUCUGAAACAAAGACCACUUCCUGAAGUUCAACCUGUUGAAAUUUAUCCUCGAGUAAGCCAAGUACUGAAAGAAGAAUGGUGCAGAACAGAAAUUGGACAAAUUAAGGAAGUCCUCAUUCCUGAGAUGAAAAUUUCUUCAAGAAGGAUGCCAUUGUCCUGGCCUGAUAAGGAUGAAAAAGUUGAAUUUUUAAAAAUUUUAAACAUCGUUACAGUUACUCUAAUUUCAGUCACACUGAUGUUGGUACUCUUUUUUAACCAACACAUAAUCACCUUUUUAAAUGAAGUCACAUCAGUAUGUUUCUCCAAAGUGUCUCUGUUUGUUUAUCAAAGUUUUUCCAACAAUCUGUAUGAUUUAAAGGAUAGACUAUGUCACACUCUAUAUUUGCUGAAGGAAUUUAUGUGGAAAAUAAUUUCUCGUUGAAAAUUCAAAUCUGUUGCUUAAAUAGGCUUGUUUUGUACUGCAGAGACGAAAUGGAGAAAUAGGGAUAGCAUGGAUAAACUAACAGGCUAAAUUUUAGAGUUGCAACAAAUACAUAGAAAUAUUUGUUACACCUUUCAUACUUCCGUAGGCUAGAAAUGAUGUGUGAAAAAAACAAGACACAGAGUGGCCAAAACAUGAUUCAGAUCAUUAGAAAAUGAGAAUAAAAUCUAGUAUUUACAUGAUUUUUAAUUAAAAAUACAUGAUCCCACUUUUGACUUGAUAUAAGUUGACUUAAUAUUGCACUGUGACAUUUAAACAUCCCUGCCAGUGUUAUUUUACCAUAAUUACAUACUGCACUGGUUGGCUUUGCACUUACGUAUAUAUGUAGCUUUUAGAUUAAAAAAUGUUAAAAUCCUAAAAGUGUGUAUGCCUUUGUGUACUUUUUGAAUGGUGAGUAAAGGUGGUGAGGUUUUUAAAGUCAAGCAGUGCAGUAUAAAAUGAUAAGGGAUUACUUAGAUUUUUCUAUUCGAUUAAACAUUUCCUGAGUCACAUAUCUAAUGUAUUUUAAAUUAAGAGCCCUAAAAUGUUUAUAAACAUUCAUUCCAAACAAAGCUAUUGGUUUUGGGUUAAUCUAGUAAGAGGGAACAGUGACGUUUUCUAGUGACUGUCAUAUCCUAUGAUUUGUUGUACAUAGGGUCACUGUGAGCCAGAACCGACUUGACAGCACCUAGCAAUGACUUGUUGUGAAUUGAAGAUUGUAUUUGAUCUUGUGUAGUGUUUUACUUUUGCCACUAGUUAAAUCAGUUAUUGGGUGAAAAUUCUAAAAUGUUACUUCAAUUACUUGAACAGAAUGGAAUUGGUAAUAUUCCAUUUUCACGAUUUUGAUGGCAUCUUGUGAACUUUGCCUUAAAAAUUGUCUUUAACUUUUUAUCUCCUAAACAUUCCCUUAUGCUGAUACCAGAGUGCCAACAGUUUUAUCUAGUUUCCUUGAAUUUUGCUUAGAGAGCCUACCUAUAUUGUCAGAUCCCUUUAAUACAGUCAUCUUAACAGUGACUGCAACUGUGAUGCUUGUGGUAGGACUUUUUGGUCUGUUGUACCUGCAUCCUUUAGUGCCAACUGUCGCUUUCCAACUUCCAAAACAGACUUGCUGCUCUCAGACUACACUUCUAUUGAGUCUUACCUCAUUCAGAGACUUUCCAGGUCAGGUUAGGCAAUGUUUCUGGCCCUACAGAUUACAUGUGUGUUAUAAAUGAAUAAAUAUGGCUAUAGUAGGGACAUUACUUGUAAAACACUCCUGAGGGCUCAUCUGAGAAAAAGUCUUAAGAGGUUUGAUUUAAGCUGGCCAUAUUUGUGACAUCAGAAUAUGCCUAGCACAGUUAGUUACUGUGGGGGCAAAGAGCACUCGAAGGGUGUCACGUGGUGGUAUCUGUUCAGCUACUUGGAAAUGUAAAUAUUAACUUUAGACCUAAGUUGCACUGAUCUUAGAAAAAUAUUAGUCUUACCACAAAAGUGGAAACCGUGGUGGUGGUAUGGUUAAGAGCUACGGCUGCCAACUGAAAGGUCGGCAGUUUGAAUCCACCAGGCGCUCCUUGGAAACCAUGUGAGGCUGUUAAAACUCUGUCCUAUAGGGUUGCUAUGUGUCAGAAUCAACUUGAUGGCAAUGGGUUUUGUUCUUUUGGUUUACCACAAAAGUGCUGUGUAUUUGUAAAUACAUAUAAAUAUUAGUAAGCAUUGAAAUGUUAGUCUUAUACAUCAAGCUCUUAAUUGCAUAGCUCUCACAUGAGUAUAGAUGAGGCAACAGGCACAGGAGUAACUUGCCCAAGGCUAUACAGCUACUAUGUAGAAGAACCAGAAUUUAAAACCAUACAUUUGCUUCAGAGUUUGUGCUGGCUUUAAAGGAUUCGAGUAGGCCAGGAUUAAUUUUAUUAGUUUUCAGUCUGCUUUUAAGAAUUACUUGUAGCUAAGUACUGAAGUGGAAACCCUGGUGGCAUAGUGGUUAAGUGCCACAGCUGCUAACCGAAGAGCUUGGCCGUUCACAUCCGCCAGGUGCUCCUUGGAAACUCAAUGGGGCAGUUCUACUCUGUCCUAUAGGGUCGCUAUGAGUCGACUCGACAGCAGUGGGUUGGUUGGAAGUACUGAAGGAACGUAUAAUGCCUGUUAACUUUUAGGCUUGAUACUGUUUUGUAACUUGCUAGGUUUUAGCAGAUAAAGCUAUUUUUUGAUGAAUUUUAUGACGUGUGCAUGAAUAUAGUUAAGUACCAAGUAACUAAUUAUACAUGCUGCUGUUUUGUAUUUUUACCAGGAGGAUGAGAUUACAUAACUUAGUCUUGCACUAUUUCUAGGUUUUAUGUAUAACGAAAGUACAUAUUUUAAUAAACUCAUUUUGGUAUUUCA
Loxodonta africana (African savanna elephant) is the source of this 3732-nucleotide messenger RNA. RefSeq names its product tripartite motif containing 59 (gene TRIM59). Gene Ontology annotation, biological process: negative regulation of canonical NF-kappaB signal transduction; innate immune response. The record is from RefSeq and is a predicted model, not a curated record. The transcript is spliced from 2 exons. Gene Ontology annotation, molecular function: zinc ion binding; ubiquitin protein ligase activity. NCBI's taxonomy places the organism in Eukaryota, Metazoa, Chordata, Mammalia, Proboscidea, Elephantidae. The coding region runs from base 28 to 1338 and encodes 436 amino acids.